Cebus imitator (Panamanian white-faced capuchin) is the source of this 470-nucleotide messenger RNA. RefSeq names its product mucin-16-like. The annotation marks the transcript as partial. NCBI's taxonomy places the organism in Eukaryota, Metazoa, Chordata, Mammalia, Primates, Cebidae. The record is from RefSeq and is a predicted model, not a curated record. The transcript is spliced from 4 exons.
CUUCUCCCACUGGGUGGUGGGCUUUGUUCCUCUCUGACGGACUAUUCCUUCCACAGCUCCCAAGCCAGCCACUACAUUCCUGCCUCCUCUGUCAGAAGCCACAACAGCCACAGGGAACCACCUGAAGACGGUCAUACUCAGCUUCACCAUCUCCAAUCUCCAGUAUUCACCAGGCAUGGGCAAUGGCUCAGCUGCAUUCAACUCCACGGAGAGGCUCCUGCAGCACCUGCUCAGACCCUUGUUCCAGAAGAGCAGCAUGGGCCCCUUCUACUUGGGUUGCCAACUGAUCUCCCUCAGGCCUGAGAAGGAUGGGGAAGCCACUGGCGUGAACACCACCUGCUCCUACAACCCUGACCCCAUGGGCCCCGGGCUGGACAUACAGCAGCUUUACUGGGAGCUAAGUGAGCUAACCCAUGGUGUCACCCAACUGGGCUUCUAUGUCCUGGACAGGGACAGCCUCUUCAUCAACG